Messenger RNA from Onychostoma macrolepis, 2019 nucleotides. Its product is annotated as serotransferrin-like. Gene Ontology annotation, cellular component: plasma membrane; extracellular region; early endosome. Gene Ontology annotation, biological process: antibacterial humoral response; iron ion transport. Lineage: Eukaryota; Metazoa; Chordata; Actinopteri; Cypriniformes; Cyprinidae. The record is from RefSeq and is a predicted model, not a curated record.
CAGAAAUCCCUGGUGAAGGCCUAAUAUGAACAUCCUGCUCAUCUCGUUGCUGGGGUGCCUUGUUGUGGCACUGCCCUCAGCCGGCGCUCAAAAAGUCAAUUUGUGUUGUCAAUCAUUUUGCUUCGCUAAAUGCCAAUACCUCGCCACCAAAGCACCUGAGCUUGAGUGUGUUCUCAAAUCUUCUCAAACUGAGUGCAUGAAAAGCAUUGAGAACGGUGAAGCAGAUGCUAUGACUGCAGAUGGACAACAUAUUUACAAAGCUGGACUAAUUCCAUAUAAACUCCGACCUAUCAUCAUGGAGAAAUCUAAAAAAAAAUACUGUUAUGCUGUGGCUGUGGUAAAGAAGGACACUGACUUUACCAUCAAUGAUCUCAAAGGAAAGACUUCAUGCCACAGUUGUUAUCAAAGACCUGGAGGCUGGAAUAUACCCAUAGGAAGACUGGUUGCACGAAAUAAGAUUCAAUGGGAUGGUCCUGAUGACAUGCCUCUUGAGAGGGCUGUGUCACAGUUCUUUUCAAGCAGCUGCAUUCCUGGAAUAUCAAAAGCCCAAUAUCCAAACCUGUGCCAAUCUUGCCAGGGUGACUGCAGCUGCUCACAAAAUGAAAAAUACUACGGUGAUGAAGGAGCCUUACAGUGCUUGAAAAAUGGUCAUGGACAAGUUGCCUUUGUUUGUAAGGAUGCAAUCCCACCGAGUGAGAUGCAGAGCUACCAGCUGUUGUGCAUGAAUGGCAGCAGGAAAAGCGUUGAGGAGUACAAGGACUGCUACCUCGCCAAAGAGCCUUUCCGUGCUGUCAUCGGCCGCAAGGACGCAGAUUCACAGCACAUUUAUAAAGUCCUUAAACAGAUUCCGGAUUCAGAUAUUUUCUCUUCUGCUGCUGUUGGGGGUAAAGACAUGAUUUUCUCAGACUCUGCAUCUGAACUGGUGGAGCUCCCUAACUCCUUCAUCUACCUGAGAGAAGAGUACUUUGAGGCCAUGCGUGCCCUUAAAGAUUCUAUUCACUACUUUGUACUUGUAGAAAGCUGUGAUGAUAGUGGUGGAGAGGCCUCAACUUACUAUGUUGUGGCUGUGGUGCGCAAGGGCUCAGGUGUAACCUGGAAAACUCUGAAAGGGAAGAAGUCCUGCCACACUGGCCUGAACCGCAAUGCUGGCUGGAAAGUCCCAGAUUCAGCCAUAUGCGGCCAAACACCUGACUGUACCUUAUACAAGUUCUUCAGUAAAGGCUGCGCUCCUGGUGCUGAUCCCAACACAAACAUGUGUGAACUGUGUAAAGGCAGUGGGAAGGCGGUAGGAGAUGAGAGCAAGUGCAAAGCCUCUUCUGAUGAGAUUUAUUAUGGCUAUGAUGGGGCUUUCAGGUGUCUUGCAGAAAAAACUGGUGAUGUUGCUUUUAUCAAGCACACUAUUGUUGGGGAGUACACAGAUGGUAAAAGACAGGACUGGGCUAAGGAUCUGAAGUCUGAUGAUUUUGAACUGAUCUGUCCAGAAUCACCAGACAUAUCAGUAAAACACACUGAAUUUGUUAACUGUAACCUUGCCAAGGUGCCAGCUCAUGCUGUGAUCACCCGGGAAGAUGCACGCACCGAUGUGGUAAACGUUCUGAAGCAGGCUCAGGCCAAUACAGAUGUUCAUCUGUUCAAGUCAGAGGGUGAAAGAAACCUCCUUUUCUCUGAUUCCACUAAAUGCCUUCAAGAAAUUACUAAACCUCUGGGGGAAUUCCUGACUAAAAAGUACACUGACAUGAUUGAAAUGACCUACGAGACUGGCCAGGGUCCACCAGAUCUGGUGAAGGCCUGCACUUUGAGGGAGACAUACACUCUUAGAAAAGAUGCGAUAAAAAUGACACAACCUGUGUUAAAUUUUAACACAUUAAUGGAGCUCCUAUAAAAGCCUUGUCUCUCCUGUCUCCUCGUGCCAGAAAUCCCUGGUGAAGGCCUAAUACGAACAUCCUGCUCAUCUCGUUGCUGGGGUGCCUUGUUGUGGCACUGCCCUCAGCCGGCGCUCAAAAAGUCAAAUGUUGUGUG